Anopheles coustani is the source of this 5169-nucleotide messenger RNA. RefSeq names its product dual 3',5'-cyclic-AMP and -GMP phosphodiesterase 11-like. NCBI's taxonomy places the organism in Eukaryota, Metazoa, Arthropoda, Insecta, Diptera, Culicidae. The coding region runs from base 1307 to 4729 and encodes 1140 amino acids. The transcript has 16 exons. Gene Ontology annotation, biological process: signal transduction. Gene Ontology annotation, molecular function: 3',5'-cyclic-GMP phosphodiesterase activity; protein binding; 3',5'-cyclic-AMP phosphodiesterase activity. The record is from RefSeq and is a predicted model, not a curated record.
UCUCGUGCUGCUUCUUCGCAUUUCCUUCACCUGUCCGGGCGGCGUGUGAGUGUGCCCGUUGGUUGGUGGAAAGGCGGAACGAAAACCGUCCGUCGUGUGUGGAGUUGCUUAUGUUUUCGCGUUUUUCGUGUUCGCGAUCGCCGUGCUCCGCAGUUGCCAGUUGCGUGGUUGGUAGGGUUUUCUGUAGAGUUUGCCCCCGAUCGUCACGAUCGCCGCAGCUACCAGAGGUGUUUUUCAUCCCGUGUGUGUGUACGUUAGGUGUGCGUGUGUGCCCUUUUUUUUUGAGUCGACAGUGAAUGUUCUGGUGUUUUGGUGCCCCUGGAGAAAUUUCACUUGAGAAAAUGUGUACGAUUAAAGUGCAGCAUCCGAAAAAGAACUGACAGGCUUGCGUUUUUUCCUACGUGACACAAGCCAGAAGAAAACCACCCUAAUGCCCUCCCGCGGGGUGAAGACGAUCGUAAAGAAAGCAUAACAAAGGAAGGAAGCAAGAAAGAAAGCAAAAACAAAAGUGUCCAAGUGUGCGGUGCUGGCGAUUACGAUUCGCCCGAAAUGUCGAAAGUGGUGCUGUAGAUCAUCUCACUUCUUUCCGAUCUCCUCCGAAGCGGACGAUAAACAAAAAAACAAAAGCUAAAAUAAAAGCGCACCAUUUCCCGGCCACCAUCAGCAUAAGAAGAAGAAUCUAAAGUGCCGUAUUUCGUGCGUGCGUUGCGUGCGUACCACAUUCUCUUCUGGUCCGCUCGUGCGCGGGGUCGAGGGAAGGAAAAAAAAAAUAAGAGAAUCCGUUUCGACAUGAUCGUCGUCAUGGCCAUCGGCAUUAGGUUGUGAUUCCCGACCGUCGGUGGAGCUUCUUCCCGCGGGGAAGAGAACCGAAAAAAACAAAACAAACAUUUACGUUACCUCGAUCCUCAACCUCCCACACCCCCCUCCCGUGCCUUUUAAUCCUUGAGGUUUUAGGGGUGAAUUAAGAAAGUGAAAAUAUCAUCCGGCGCUUUCGGUGUCACAACGUGGUGCCGAGUGGUUUGAUCAAGAGGAAAAAAAAAGAAAAAACAAAUCCCAUCGAGAAAACACCUCUUUUAAAAUCACACAUUUGUACGCUGUGACGUACGGCUCUAAUCUGACACUAAUCUUUCGAACUUCAUUGUUGUGACUGCGUUUCGUUAUCUAAUUUCUUCCGACCAAAGAGCCAUGAAGUUUCUGAAAGAUUGUCACACUGGCCACCCCGGGUGAUACGGUGCCGCCCGUCCUGUGGCGUUCCCGUCGAAAAGCCGGACUGCACUUGCGCAGCAUAGAGGAGCCCCAAAGCAGGAUGCCCACCGAGCAGGGGGGCACAGUGGGGCUCGAUACUACGUUGGGCUCUCGUUCUGGUGUCCCCCUGCCGCUACAGCUAGCACCGCACAGCAACCACCACAGCAACAACCACCACCAGCACCAUCACCAUUUCCAUCACCAUCCGCAGGCGGGCCAACAGCAGCAGCAGCAACAGCAACAGCAGCAGCCCGUCCAGCACCUCCACCACCUGCACCACCACUACGCGGGCGGAGGGGCCGGAGGCAGUGGCGGUAGCGGAUGCAGCGGCGCCACCGGCUACGAUGCCGAGUUCGCGCGCAUGGAAUCGUGGCUGGACGAGAACCCGGAGUUCGUGCAGGACUACUUCAUCCGCAAGGCGACGCGCCACAUGGUGGACGGGUGGCUCGUGUCCCACGCCACCCCGGUGACCUCGGGCGGUUCGGCCAACAGCAACAGCAACAGCGGCAACAGCACCAGCGUCGACUCGCCCACCCACGGUCCGCCGAACCAGCCGAGCUCGUCGCGUGCCGGUUCCGGCGCCACCACUCCCGUCAGAAAAAUAUCCGCCCAUGAGUUCGAGCGCGGCGGUUUGCUUAAGCCCAUCGUCAACACAAUCGACGGCACGCCGACCUUCCUGAGCAUAAGCCCGCAAAAUGAGUCCGCCAACUCCGGGAUGGUGCAGUGCUGCCCGAACGGGGUCGCCUACUGCGGGGCCAACCUGCGGCCACUCCGUCUUUCGCGCAACGAACUCAAGCAGCUGGAUGAGCGUGAGCUUAUAUUCGAGCUGGUGAAGGAUAUCUGCAACGAUCUGGAUGUGCGCUCGCUGUGCCACAAGAUUCUUCAAAAUGUGUCAAUUCUGCUGAACGCCGACCGUGGCUCGCUGUUUCUGGUGCAGGGCAAGAGCACCUGCGGUGGCGAUAAUACCAAAAAAUGCUUAGUGUCCAAACUGUUCGACGUGUGCUCCAACAGUACGCUUGCGGAGAUGGAGCAGCAGGACGAGGUGAAGGUGGCCUGGGGGACGGGCAUCGCCGGACACGUGGCCGAAAGCGGAGAACCUGUAAAUAUACCGGAUGCUUACCAGGAUGACCGUUUCAACCGGGAAAUCGAUGUACAAACUGGCUAUCGUACAAAAGCGUUGCUCUGCAUGCCCAUCAAGGAUGCCUCCGGGGACGUCGUCGGGGUGGCGCAAGUGAUAAACAAACAGGGUGAUCAAUGUUUUACCACGGCGGAUGAAAAGAUAUUUUCGUCGUACCUUCAGUUCUGCGGCAUCGGACUCCGGAAUGCGCAGCUGUACGAGAAGUCCCAGCUCGAGGUAAAGCGCAACCAGGUGCUGCUCGAUCUCGCCCGGAUGAUCUUCGAGGAGCAGAGCACGAUCGAGCACAUGGUGUUCCGGAUACUGACCCACAUGCAGAGCUUAAUACAAUGCCAAAGAGUGCAAAUCCUACUGGUGCACGAAGCGUCGAAGGGUAGCUUCUCGCGCGUGUUCGAUUUCGAAGCCAACGAUCUCAGCGGGGAGGACGGUGAUGCUCGCACGAGCCCGUUCGAGUCCCGAUUUCCGAUCAACGUCGGAAUCACUGGCUACGUGGCCACCACCGGAGAAACUGUAAAUAUCUGUAACGCGUACGAGGACGACCGGUUCGAUCCGAGCGUCGACGAGGGGCUCAACUUCCGCCACAAAACCAUCCUCUGCAUGGCUAUCAAGAACUCGUUAAGUCAAAUUAUAGGUGUUAUACAGCUGAUCAAUAAGUUUGAUGAUCUUACUUUUACCAAAAACGAUGAAAACUUCGUCGAAGCGUUUGCCAUUUUCUGCGGCAUGGGAAUCCACAACACGCACAUGUACGAGAAGGCAAUCAUUGCCAUGGCAAAGCAGAGCGUCACGUUGGAAGUCCUGAGCUAUCACGCCUCGGCAACCAUCGACGAUGCGUACCGGUUACGGCAACUGAAAGUGCCAUCGUCGGCGUUCUUCAAACUGCACGACUUCAAAUUCGACGACCUGUCGCUAGACGACGACCACACGCUGAAGGCGUGCAUACGGAUGUUCCUCGACCUGGACCUGGUGGAGCGGUUCCACAUCGAGUACGAGGUCCUGUGCCGGUGGCUGCUGAGCGUGAAGAAAAACUACCGCAACGUGACGUACCACAACUGGCGGCACGCGUUCAACGUGACGCAGAUGAUGUUCGCCAUACUCACGUCGACCCAGUGGUGGAAGAUUUUCGGUGAGAUCGAGUGUCUGGCGUUGAUCAUCGCUUGUCUGUGUCACGAUCUAGAUCACCGUGGGACCAACAAUUCAUUUCAAAUCAAAGCGUCAUCACCACUGGCUCAACUUUACUCCACCUCGACGAUGGAGCAUCACCAUUUCGACCAGUGCUUGAUGAUCAUCAACAGCCCCGGCAAUCAGAUACUGUCCAACAUGUCGUCCGAGGACUACAGCCGGGUAAUACGGGUGCUAGAAGAUGCCAUACUGUCGACCGAUUUGGCCGUUUACUUUAGGAAACGGGGAGCCUUUUUGAGCUUAAUCGAACCGAACCGAGGGGAAAUGAACGCAUGGCAAGCGGAGGAGCCGCGGUCCCUUCUGCGCGCAAUGAGCAUGACCGUCUGCGAUCUGGCCGCCAUCACGAAGCCGUGGGAGAUCGAAAAGCGCGUCGCCGAUCUGGUGAGCUCGGAGUUUUUCGAGCAGGGCGAUAUGGAACGGCAGGAGCUGAACAUCACACCGAUUGAUAUCAUGAACCGAGAGAAGGAAGAUCAAUUGCCGAUGAUGCAAGUGGGCUUUAUUGACUCAAUCUGUAUUCCAAUCUACGAGGCAUUCGCUUCCCUGUCGGAAAAACUGAAUCCCUUAAUCGAGGGCGUACUGGAGAACAAGGAGCACUGGCUCGAGUUGGCCCAGUCGGCGAAGGAAGCGUACGCGAACAACAACAACACGAGCGAAAACAAUAACAACAACCACCUAAAGCACCACCAACAUAACCAACACCACAACCACCACAACCACUGUACGGAGCACGGCGAGAAGGCCAACAACAAGCAGCCGGAGGACGGAGGGGACUGUCCGACCCCAAAGCGCAACUCGCUCGGAUCACCCACAAGUAAUGGAACCACGAGUAAGCUUUCCCCUCCACUCGAUUGUACUGAUAAUGGUCACCACCAUAGUAUAGAUAUCGGCGGUCACGACCCGACCAGUACCACCGGUUGCACCAAGAACAUAAAGGAAAAGAUCGUCGGACGGGUCGGGGUCGAUCUCGCCUCCUCGCCACCGUACGGAGAGAAGCUAUCCUACCUGGUCGGCCAGAAGGGCAACGGAUGGGUGCAGGGUGACAAGGUGCGGCUCAUACGACUGUCGUCUUCCGAUGGCAAAACGAGCGAACUGUUGCUACUGACCGACGAUCAGCGGCAGGAACAACCGAAGUCUCCACAACAGCGGGACGAGACGGAACUGUUGGAGUAACAACAAGAACUCGCCGGAGGGUCGAGUGUUUCGAACUUUUUAACUACUAAGCAACACCAAUUCCAGAUGUGAUUUCCGGAUCCCUUUUACCACUUCCUGCACAAUUCAUUUUUGUUAAGAAAAACUGACUAUUUGAACAGAACGUUACUAUAGGGUAGACAGAAGCACUUAGAUUCCACGAUUAAAACUAGUCCCAAAAUAGUUCCCAGCAUAUUCCUGCUCUCUCUCUCUCUCUCCUUCCCUUACCUCUCUCAUAUACCUUCGCCUUCCGGUUGGCCGCGGGAUGUUGUGAAAAAUAUCCUCGGUACACGCAGAGAUAUCAUCAGCCCAUCCGAAUGACCAUGUUUUUCGCUUUUAAGAUCGCAUAUUUAUCAUCCACGUAUUGUAUACUUUCUAGUGUUAAUAAUGUAAUGUGUAAAUAGAAUAUUCUAAAUAGGCAA